CUACGCAAGCAUAGCAUAGCAUAGCAGCAGCGGCCAAAAGGCAAGGAUCCUGCAAAUCUUCUCCGCUGCACGCCUAAUUAUCCCCCUCACCUCACCUCACCUCACCUCACCCACCCGUGCCUUGUCGCUUGCUGUUCUACUCCGGUGUGCCUCCAUCAUCACCGUCUUCUUGCUGGCUACUCCAGCUUAGCUUUGCUCAGCUUGUUAAUGGCAAAACCCCCAUAAUUAGCACUGCUCCGCUUUGUUAAUGAGUUUUUUUAGGCUGCUUCCUCCUCUGCCACCUUUUCUCUCAGAGAUGAGAGAGAGAGAGUGACAGAGUGCAGGGAGAAGCAAACGGGCAUCUCUUCUCUAUCAUAUCAUAGCUAGAGACUACUCGCCGGCCUUGCAUUUCUAGCCCCGUCGAAUCUCUUCACUCCUCACCUCUUGUGCCUCGCUCUACGCUCGCUACCCAGUAGCUUGCCAGCAAGAAGGCAUCAACUACCAGCAGCAGCAGCAGCAGGAGUAGCUCGCUAGCUGGUUUUUUGCUUUCUUGAUUUCUUCUUCUCCUCUGGGCGAGCUGUGCUCGUGCGAGCUAUAGAAUUGAGGCAGGAUCGGGAGGCGACAGAUGGGGGAGGCGGCGGAGAGCAAGAAGAGCAGAGGCCGUCUCCGGAGCUGGAUGGGGGAGAAGUACAGCGACCACCACCACCAUGGCGACGGCGACGGCGACGAGGAGGAGAAGACGCUGGAGCUCAGCCUUGGGCUCCCCGGAGGUGGAGGCGGAGGAGGAGGAGGCUGGAGAGCGGCGUGCAGAGACAAGGGGACGAAGCACCCCGUUGCUGCUUCUGCUGCUGCUGGUGAUGACGACGGUGGUGACAGCAGCUCCAUUCUCUCCCUGGGCUACUCCACUCUCGUCUCCCACUCACAAGGCAAGGCAAACAAGGGGUCCCCAGAGGAAGCACAUCCGCCAGCUACAGGGAAUAAUGCACUUGCAUCCAGCAAUAAUGGCUCCCAGACAAGUUCCAAAUGCAGAUCUCCUAGUACUCCUGUUAUUGGUUGGCCUCCGGUCCGAACCUUCAGAAGAAAUCUGGCUACAUCCAGCAAAGCAUCUCUUGAACUGCAGCAGAAUGAAAAGAAGGCUGCAAAAGUGGAAGUGAUCCAGAGAGCUCCAUUCAUAAAGAUUAACAUGGAUGGCAUCCCCAUUGGUAGAAAGAUCGAUCUGAAUGCUCUUGAUAGCUAUGACAAGCUUUCUUUAGCGGUUGACAAGCUAUUCCGGGGCCUUCUUGCAGCCCAAAGAGGCCCUCUCCCAGCUGGAGCAAAGGGCUGUCCUCAGGAAGAUGCGGCAAUAUCUGGUUUGUUAGAUGGAACUGGGGAGUACACUCUGGUUUAUGAAGAUUAUGAAGGCGACAGGGUGCUGGUUGGAGAUGUGCCAUGGGGGAUGUUUGUUUCUUCAGUUAAGAGACUGCGAGUACUGAAGACAUCUGAUCUCUCCUCAUCUCUAAUCGCUUCGGGUCGGAAAAGAACAGCAGCUGAAUGUUAACCCUUUUCUUAGAGCUGCUUUUGACACUUCCAGUGGCGCGCUGUGAAGAAGAAUAUGAUCUUCUGAGCUUGUAUCAUCGUCUCUCGCUCUCCUCAAUGCCUUCCUGUGCUGAUCUUUUGGGGUUUUUCCUCUUCUUACUUACCCAACCUGCUUCUCCUUUUAAGACAAUUGUGUGAAGUGAGUACACUUUGACAUGACCAUCAUGUAAAUGUUCAGCCAAAUCAGCUCUACAUUUAUGCAGUUAAUUAUUCUCUGGCA
Molecule: messenger RNA, 1774 nt
Organism: Oryza brachyantha (malo sina)
Lineage: Eukaryota; Viridiplantae; Streptophyta; Magnoliopsida; Poales; Poaceae
Product: auxin-responsive protein IAA7
Exons: 6
Coding region: 605-1516 (303 amino acids)
Biological process (GO): regulation of DNA-templated transcription
Cellular component (GO): nucleus
Molecular function (GO): protein binding
Source: RefSeq, a predicted model, not a curated record